Messenger RNA from Corylus avellana, 847 nucleotides. NCBI's taxonomy places the organism in Eukaryota, Viridiplantae, Streptophyta, Magnoliopsida, Fagales, Betulaceae. The record is from RefSeq and is a predicted model, not a curated record.
CUCUCUCUCUCUCACCAUGGCUCAUCUCUUUGCAACAACCAUUAUCACAGUAAUAUUCCUUAUUUCAGCCACCAACUUCUUCUUCUCCCCAACCCUUCUCUCAGCCACCCUCCCACUACUUCCCCUCAUUGUCUUCUACUUCGGCCGCCGCCGCAGCUCCGCCAACCUCCCGCCAGGCCCUUUCUCCAUUCCAAUAUUCGGAAACUGGCUGCAAGUUGGCAAUGACUUAAACCACGGCGUUUUAGCCACCAUGGCUCAAACCUACGGCCCCCUGUUCCUCCUCAAACUCGGCUCCAAAAACUUAGCCGUCGUGUCGAACCCCGAGCUCGCCACCCAAGUCCUCCACACGCAGGGUGUCGAGUUCGGGUCGCGCCCGCGAAACGUGGUCUUCGAUAUAUUUACCGGCAAUGGGCAGGACAUGGUGUUCACCGUGUACAGCGAUCAUUGGCGGAAGAUGCGCCGCAUCAUGACUCUGCCGUUUUUCACCAACAAAGUUGUGCACAGCUACAGUGACAUGUGGGAGGAGGAGAUGGAUCUUGUUGUUGAUGAUCUGAAGAAAGAUGAGAUGGUGAAGACGAAGGGGUUGGUGAUCAGGAAGCGGCUGCAAUUGAUGCUCUACAAUAUCAUGUAUCGGAUGAUGUUUGAUGCAAAGUUUGAGUCGCAGGAGGACCCUUUGUUCAUCGAUGCGACUCGGUUUAAUGCUGAGAGGAGUCGGUUGGCUCAGAGCUUUGAGUAUAAUUAUGGAGAUUUCAUUCCUCUGCUUCGACCCUUUUUGAGAGGCUACUUGAACAAAUGCAGAGAUUUGCAGAGUAGACGGCUGGCUUUUUUCAAUAACUUCUUCGUUGAG